Juglans regia (Persian walnut) is the source of this 1569-nucleotide messenger RNA. Its product is annotated as UDP-glycosyltransferase 74E2-like. Gene Ontology annotation, molecular function: UDP-glycosyltransferase activity. NCBI's taxonomy places the organism in Eukaryota, Viridiplantae, Streptophyta, Magnoliopsida, Fagales, Juglandaceae. The coding region runs from base 46 to 1413 and encodes 455 amino acids. The transcript is spliced from 2 exons. The record is from RefSeq and is a predicted model, not a curated record.
GAGUGCUGCUAACUAGGUAGCUAGGGAGAGAGCAGCUAGAAGAAAAUGGAGAGUGGAACGAAUAUCCUGGUUAUUGCCUAUCCAGUACAAGGCCACAUAAACCCAAUGCUCCAAUUCUCCAAGCGCCUGGCCUCAAAGGGUCCUAGAGUCACCUUUGUCUCGACCAGCAUCAUGAGCAAGUCCAUAUUGCAGACCGAGCAAACCGCGGGCAGCAGUCUCAACUUUGAGACAAUUUCUGAUGGCUCCGAGGAUGUCGAUCGUAAGACGGAAAGCAUCGAUGCGCAGCUCGAGCGUUUCGAAUUGGUAGUCUCGCAAAACUUGGAAAAGUUCAUCGAGAGACAAAAAAGCUCCAAACACCCUCCGAAAAUUCUAGUGUAUGACUCAGUGCUGCCAUGGGCUCUGAAUAUAGCCAGGAAACUUGGCAUAGAUGGAGCUCCUUUUUUCACGCAGUCUUGUGCGGUUAAUGCAAUAUAUUAUCAUGCGCUUCGAGGAACAUUUGGCCAGAUUCCUGUAGAAGGACCUUCGAUAUCACUGCCCUCGAUGCCAUCACUAAGUAUCAGUGAUAUGCCUUCGUUUAUUUGCGACACGCACUCCUACCCAGCUCUGCUAAAACUCGUACUGAAUCAAUUCUCAAACUUCCAGGAAGCUAAUUGGCUCUUCUGCAACACUUUCGACAAGCUGGAACAUGAGGUACUGACUUGGAUGGCAAGCCGAUGGCCUGUUAAAACAAUUGGACCAGCUAUUCCAUCAAUGUACUUGGACAAGAGGUUGGAAGAUGACAAAGAGUACGGCCUCAACCUAUUUAAGCCUGAUGUGGACGCUUGCAUGAAGUGGCUAGAUACCAAGGAAACUGGCUCGGUCAUUUAUGCAUCAUUCGGAAGCUUGGCCGCCCUGGGAGAAGAGCAAAUGGAGGAGCUAGCAUGGGGCCUAAAGAAUAGCAAUUGCUACUUCUUGUGGGUAGUCAGAGAAUCAGAAGAGAAAAAGCUUCCCAGUAAUUUUCUACAGGAAACAGCCGAGAAGGGGCUGGUUGUGAGUUGGAGCCCGCAAUUAGAUGUGCUGGCUCACAGGGCAGCUGGUUGCUUCAUGACUCACUGCGGGUGGAACUCGACACUCGAGGCAUUGAGCUUGGGAGUGCCGCUGGUUGCGAUACCACAAUGGACGGAUCAAACAACUAAUGCCAAGUUCAUUGUGGAUGUCUGGAAGGUAGGAGUGAGGAUUAAACUGGAUGAAAAAGGCAUUGCUACCAAAGAAGAAAUAGAGAUGUGUAUAAAGGAAGUUAUGGAGGGAGAGAGAGGAAAGGAGAUGAAAAAGAAUUCAAUGAGAUGGAAGGAAUUGGCUAAAGAGGCAGUAGAUGAAGGUGGAAGUUCAGAUAAAAACAUUGUGGAGUUUGUAGCAAAACUUGCACACUCCUAAUGUUUAUGCAAGUGAUAGCUUAUUGGUGAAAAAAUAAAUAAAAAAGAAGUGUAUGGCAAAUCUUUAGAAUAGUGAUCGAGAAAUGUUCCGACAAGCAAUAAAGGCAACUUCUAAACUUCUAUAUUCAAACUCAUUCAUCAACAAAUUCGUCGUCAA